Aspergillus ibericus CBS 121593 is the source of this 426-nucleotide messenger RNA. RefSeq lists its product as uncharacterized. NCBI's taxonomy places the organism in Eukaryota, Fungi, Ascomycota, Eurotiomycetes, Eurotiales, Aspergillaceae. The record is from RefSeq and is a predicted model, not a curated record. The transcript has a single exon. The coding region runs from base 47 to 340 and encodes 97 amino acids.
GGCCAGCCCAAAGCGGGAAGUGCGGAGGCGGAAUAUCGAUGCCGUAAUGGAAACCUCGCCGGGGUCCAUCGCGAGACGCAGAAUUGAUGCCAUUGAAGAGCCAAGAGCUGCCACUCCAUCUUUCCCAUCCACGGGAUCACUCCAGACCCCGCUCCCGGCCAGGGAUUUGCAGGCAUCAGGUACUAUCGAAAAUCGAGAAUCCCUUUCGCCGUCGUACAGCUCGCCUGCUGUUUGGCUGUUCUCCGUACUGCCGCCCCAAAGUCUGGAAGAUCGUCAGGCUGCAGGACGAGAAUAUUGGAUCGGACCUGGAGAAGAACCCAGUCUCACGCCAGCACCGUGACGCCAUUCCCCUUCCUUGAGUGCCCAUUCCACAGGCCAUGGAUAAAAGCAAUACCAUGCUGUUAAAAGCCAAGCAAUCCGUCCUCG